AUGAUUCGUGAGCUGAUUGGUGAUCCAGUACAAUAUGAACGGGAGAUAAUGUACGCCUAUAUAGAUCAGUUAGAUUUCACUGGUACCAAUCUUGUGCAAGCUCUGCGAUUGUUCUUACAUAACUUCCGGCUUCCCGGUGACGCGCGAAAGAUCGAUCGACUCAUGGAGAAGUUUGCGAGUAGGCUCUGUGAAACGAACCCAAAUGACGAUGUGUUUGCUAGUGCAGACGCUGCCUACGUUCUGGCUUAUUCUAUCAUCAUGUUGACUACUGAUCAACAUAGUUCACAGGUUAAACUGAAGAUAACGAAAUAG
Messenger RNA from Xenia sp. Carnegie-2017, 312 nucleotides. Its product is annotated as brefeldin A-inhibited guanine nucleotide-exchange protein 1-like. The transcript is spliced from 4 exons. NCBI's taxonomy places the organism in Eukaryota, Metazoa, Cnidaria, Anthozoa, Malacalcyonacea, Xeniidae. Gene Ontology annotation, molecular function: guanyl-nucleotide exchange factor activity. The coding region runs from base 1 to 312 and encodes 103 amino acids. Gene Ontology annotation, biological process: regulation of ARF protein signal transduction. The record is from RefSeq and is a predicted model, not a curated record.